AAGAUUUUAUCUCUACUCUAUUCAACUACCACGAUACCUACCCAAUCCAGAAGAAGUUGUUGCCUGUGAAGGAUGCCUUCUGCAGCGAAUGCAAAGUGUGAAAAACCAGCUUCUUCGGAAGCAACGGAUAACUCACCUAUCCGGCAAGUUAUGACCAUUCUUGAACACAAAAUCCGCAACUUAGAGAAAAGAAAGAGCAAGCUAACAUCGUACCGAGACCUGCAAAAAGCGGGUAAAGAGCUGAAUGGCGACCAGAGGGUUGCUGUAGCAAAGUAUGAUGAAGUCAAUCAGACAUUGGAGUUUGCUCGUGAGCUUUCUAAGCAAGUUACUGCAGUAGCCACAGUAGCUGAGAGGGAAGCCAAGAAGCAAGCAAAGAAGGAUGCAUGGGUUCGCUACACAGCAGAGACCAAUAAAAUACGGGAAGUACUGCUUGUUUUGGAUUGUCUGAUGCAAAUGGGUAACACAGAAGCAAGGGAAGACUUUCUUAAUGGAACUAAUGGGGCAGCCAAACUGACAGAGCAGGACUUAAAAAUUUUGGAUGAUCUGUACCCAGAGGUGACUCCCAAACAUGAAGUCAAUGAAGAAGGUCAACCUGGAUUCCACACUUACACAAUGAAAGCAGCAGAACACUUGUAUGCUAUCAUUGAUGGCAAACCAAAAGAUUUUUUGGGGACAACUUACGCCCACAUUAAGGAAAUCAUAAGCGCAGUUUACGAAUGUGGUUACUUUGAUAAAUCUGAAGAAAUCAUUGUAGUGCCAGAGCCGGUAGAGUGUCAGGUUAUGCCUGAACAAGAAGAGCCGGAGCCUGUGCUGGAAUUGGAGGAGGUCGAGAACGUGCAGCCGAUAUAUGCGCCGCCGACGCAGUUGCCUGCGCCGCCCGCCCCGCCCGCGCCCACCGCAGUGCCCACGCCUGCCUACACGCUGCGCGCUCUACCACCCAUCACUCUGCAGGAAGUCGAGCACGCUUACUUCGCGCAGCAGUACCCACAACAGAGACCCAUCUCAGAAGUAAUCGGCUCACAAAACUUUUUCUUUCUUCAGGAGUCUGAAAUCGACAGUCCCGUCGGUACUCCUCAACCACCCCCAAUUUUGAACCAACAGCCUUCACCCGGACCUAUACCUACCCAGACAUUUACCAACCAACAUUAUGUGAUCCCUGGCAGUCGUGUCCCUGAGCCAGGCACAAUACCAAUGCCGCCACAACCUCACUUCCCGCCACACCCCGAUCAAGUUGCAUACCAAGGGGUCCCCAUUCCCGCACCGAUGGCUGCCCACCCAGUAGUGCAUGGGCCUCCGCAACCCGGCCCGCCGAUGCAGCAGGUGCCGCAACCUAUCCCUCAUCAGAUCCAUUUUGAACAACAGAUUCAAAUUCAGCCUGAAGAAAGGAAUCUUUCAACUCCCAUUGAAGAUAAGAUCGAGGAGGAUUCAAAAGAGAGCAGAAGCCCUGAACGCGACGACGGAGACCGUAAAACUCAAGGCCAAGGCGACGGACAGAACCGGUUUAGGAGGUACCGCGGCAGCGGCAGGGGAUCGUCAAACGGUUUUCGCGGCCGCGGCUCCUUCCAGAACAGACAAAACAAUGAUAACUAUCACGGAAGACACGGAGAUUAUCAAAGUAGGCCAAACAAGGAGGGAUACCGACAGUAUAGUGAUAACUAUCAGAGCAGACACGGUAAAGACAAUUAUCAAAACAGAAGUGGCAAUGAUGCUUACUACGGUAAUGGCGACACAGGUGACUCGCAUCACAACGAGAACGGCGGCCGCGACCGAUACAACGACAACUCGCAGGGUUACCAGGGGUUCAAGAGCCGCGGCAGAGGAGGCCAACGAGGCACCGCCCGCGGAGCGCCCCGCGUGCCGCGGCCGCACCAGUACAACCGCAAACCGGAAAACGUAGAAUAACUCACUAGAGUGUAUCUAUUAACGGGACUAAAUCAUUCGUGGAAGGCAAAUUUCACCGGCAACAACGCGCUGUGGUAACAACAAACAAGAGAUUACAGUGUAAAAAUAAAUUAAAAUAAUUAAAAAACAAAAAACAAUAAAAAAAAAAGUAAAAUAAUAAAACUUGAAACUGAAAUAAAAAAUAAGUUACAUGAAUUUAGAUGUAUGAUAUAUGCGAUUAUUGUAAGUUACGUUAAUUCUAGAUUCUUGUAUAGAUUUUGUCAACCAUAUGUGACUAACGUGUCGCGGUGCUCUGAGUGUAAGCGAAGCGUCUGGCAUUCGUCGCUAGAACCUCGAGCGUGCGCCCUGGUGAUAAUUUAAGUACAGGAAAUGUGCUCACUGACAAUUAUUUGCCCUGUGAUGGGACUCCUACAAAUCUCAUAAUGUAUGCGAAUACAAUUCAUUUCAAAAUUAAAUUACAAUAACUUGUGUUUUUAGUUUUUUAAAUUGGAUACUAAAUCUUUUUUGUACUUGACAAAAGUACUGAAUAGUUUUAAAGUUGUGCUGAAAUUUUAUUUAAUUUUGCUACACUUGCUAUGCUAAUUUUUGAGAUUUUUUUUAUCUUUCACUAACAUCAGUAUAAUCAGCGACUUGAUCAAGAGUUGAAAUACGUACAAAUUAAAUUUAACUUGUCGCUGUAAUGUGAUUGUUAUUUGAUUCCAAGCUUCCCAUUUGUUUACAAUGUUUCUCAUAGCUGAAGAGCUGGUGGAAAAUGUAUUAAGGUGCUUGGUCAAAGUUGAGUUUCUUCUUGCUGUUGAGUUAGCUUACCUUGUCAAAUAUAAAUAAUGCGUUCAGCUGUACUGCUCUAUUUUGGUCAGUUGAUGGGGAAAUCUAAACGAAACUUGUCAUCAUAAAACGUUUUUUAAAUUAACUUUUACUCUAUGAACCUACUGUGAACCUGUCAGGAUGUCAAGACGGGCCCCGUAUUCUGUUUUUACUGCACUGGCAACAAGAUGCAAACCGGUUAUCUACAUAAAAACGCAUAAUUUGACAGCGCCGAUUGUAUACUCAUCACAAUUUUUUAUGGAGAUAAUAGGUCGCCAUCAGUUACUAAUUGUCAGAAAAGUUACUGUGCCGAUCAAGCUACACGCAUGCGAGAAACUCGGGGAACAGUGACAACUGCUUUUACCUAGAACCUUAGAAUCUCCCACCGUCUCUUCGGCCAUCAAUAGAGGAGAGGCUGUGUGCAAGAAAAUUAAAGUAUUCUAUGAUCA
Pararge aegeria (speckled wood butterfly) is the source of this 3155-nucleotide messenger RNA. RefSeq names its product caprin homolog (gene Capr). Gene Ontology annotation, molecular function: RNA binding. Bases 73 to 1902 code for a protein of 609 amino acids. The record is from RefSeq and is a predicted model, not a curated record. Lineage: Eukaryota; Metazoa; Arthropoda; Insecta; Lepidoptera; Nymphalidae. Gene Ontology annotation, cellular component: cytoplasm. The transcript has 4 exons.